AUGAUAAUGAUAAAUAAUAAAUCGAGCAUAAGAAAAAGGGCUAAAUCCUCAUUGAAUUUUGUUGUUUCAGUGAAGUAUCAGAACAUAGAAAGAUCUCACAACAAUUCAAUGGAUAGUUUGAACACUCGCGUUAUGGAAGUCUACGAAUAGCAAUAGAAGGAUGAUCAGACACAGAUACAAAGGUUGUUGAUAAAGAAGCAAUUGCUGGAGAUUCGAAUUCGUCAUGAAAAUGAGAAAUACCAGGAAACCCAGAACAACCAUUAGUUAUUGUUGCAACGAUAAGAAUCGAUGGAGAAUAGCCAAAAUAAGUACAUCUCACAAAUGAACCAAUUGACUGAGUGUCUACGAGAGAUAGUGUAGUAAAAUCAAGAGAUGGAGAGUGCCUAUGAUGACAAGUGCAAAGAAUAUGAGAUAAUGGAUUCAGAAGGUGAGGAGGCCGUGUUAAAAGCUGGAGAUAUCAUCUAAGGAAGAUUUCGUAUUGGAGAUCUUCUUGGAGAAGGAUCAUUCGGAUCUGUCUUUAGGAUCUACGAUACUCAGAAUAGCAAUUAAGUCUUGGCAAUUAAAGUGGAGUAGGAAUUAGAAGAAGAGGAAAGCAUGUUGGAAAGAGAAAUCAAGAUCAUGAUGGAAUUGAAGAAGAAACCUGGGUUCCCACAGAUAUUGUACUAUGGGUAGGAGAAUCAUUAUGUCUAUUACAUUAUGAAUAUACUUGGACCUAAUCUUGAAAUUACGAGCAAGAAGUGCGGAGGGUCCUUCUCUCUUGUAACAAUGUUGAGAUUAGCCAUUCAGAUGCUUAGCCGAAUUGAAACAUUGCAUUCUAUGCGUCUCAUUCACAGAGACAUUAAGCCAGACAACUUUGUUUUGGGAUUAGGAUAGCAAUAAAACCUUUUACAUCUUAUUGAUUUCGGAUUGUCUAAAUUUUAUGUAAAUUCCAAAGGAGAGCACAUCAAACAAGUGCGCAAAAAGGGAUUGAUUGGUACAGCCAGAUACGCUAGUAUUAAUGCACACAAUGAACUUGAAUAGAGUCGUAGAGAUGAUCUAGAAAGCAUUGCUUAUAUCUUGGUCUAUUUGGCUACUGGAACUCUACCUUGGAUGAAUCUCCAAAUUGAAUAAAAGGAUCUCAAAUAUGCUAAAAUAUUGCAUCUCAAAAAAUUGACAGCCCCAGAAGUCGUAUGUAAAGAUCUACCAGCAUGCUUUACCAAAUUUUUAACGGCUGUACGUAAAUUAGAUUUUAUUACAACUCCUGAUUAUGUCACUUACAAGAAGCAAUUUCAAAACGAGCUAGAAAAACAUUAAGGACAAACCUAUUAUGAUUGGGAAGUGGUGGGAGAUAAUUCAACAAAAAAGAAGAGUAACACAAUGCAUAUUAUGCCAGAUCAAUUAAAAUAAAAUAAUAGUCCUAACAAUUUGCACAUUAUUAGUAAUGGAAAUGGAUCUAAUAAAAACACUGUCACAUAUGGUCAGGAUCAAAUCAUUGAAGGGGAUAUGGACAAGAAAUUGAAUCUGUAGAUAUCAACCAAAGGUGUGGAUAAUAAAUAAUUUGAAAGGUUUGAAUAGAUUUUGCAAUAGAAUCAGAAGAAAUACUAUAAGAUGAACAGUACAAAGAGGCAAAACUCUGGGAGGGCUAAAACACCUGUGAUGGUCAAUGUGAUAGAGCCAGACGUAAUAAAUGUCUAUAGUAUUUAGAACCAAAUUUAGCAACAAUAGUAUGAAUAGGUUUACGAUGAAGUGCAAUACAUUGCCAAAUCAGCUAAGUUCUUGUAACCUCCUUCGACUCCCAAUGGCAGAAAUUCCUCAUCCAUUAUAAAUCCCUAUUAUAUUCCAUCUCUCAACACCUCACAAGUGAACAAUUACGAUUGGAGCGAAGGAGAAGAAAUAAGCAAUGAAGGCACUCCUCUGUGGUGUAUGUAUGUAGAAAAAGAGAGAUAAAAUGUGAUGACAGGAAUUUAAACCAAAAAGAAGAACUCAAUUAAACAUAAUAGCUUCAGUGUUCUAUCUUAUCCUAUCUAGAAUUAGGUAAGAGGAAGUGAUGAAGAAAUAUUUGAUAUCGAAUGA
Molecule: messenger RNA, 2052 nt
Organism: Paramecium tetraurelia
Lineage: Eukaryota; Ciliophora; Oligohymenophorea; Peniculida; Parameciidae
Exons: 5
Biological process (GO): peptidyl-serine phosphorylation; signal transduction; endocytosis
Cellular component (GO): cytoplasm; nucleus
Molecular function (GO): ATP binding; protein serine/threonine kinase activity
Source: RefSeq, a predicted model, not a curated record